AAUAAACAGAAGUGCAAAUUGAAACUCUAUAAAUAUAAAAUGCAUAACAUAUUUAUGGUUAAUUCUUAAAAACAAUAAAAUAAUUUAAAAGAGAAAAUGAAAAUAAGUUAAAGUUUAACGAAAGAGACAUAGAUACUUUUAGAAUAAAAUAUGAAUAAUAAAAAAAACAAAUGAUUCCAUUAAUACAUGAUAUAAAAAUUAAUGUUUUAGAAAGAAUGAAUAACUUUGAUAUAAAUGUGCUUAAAAAUCAUAACUUUCAAAUGCAUUUGUACACAAAUAAGGAAUUAUGUGAAUUAACCUUUAAAAUUUUUGAUAGUGAUAUAAUUUAUAAAAAUGAAACUAAUUUUACAGGCUAAUAAUUAAAAGAAUUCAUAUAAACAUUAUGUUUAAAAUAUAAUGUUAUUCCUUAUCAUAAUUGGACUCAUGCAUUUUCAGUUUUUUAAGUAUAUAUAAUCAUUAAUAUUUUUUUUAUAUACUAAUUUAUAAAUAUAAAAUAGAUGUUUUAUUGCAUUUAUCAAUAAUCUAAUUAAAUUAAAGAGUAUAUAAAACCUUUUGAAUAUUUUUCAGCUUAAAUCACUUGUUUGGCACAUGAUUUAAAUCAUAAGGGACUUAAUAAUAUUUAUAAAAUAAAUAAAAAAUCUUAAGGUAGUCUAAACUACUAUGAAAAUGCUGUUUUAGAAAAUAUGCAUAGUUCUUAAUUAUUUACACUUCUAUAAACAAGCAGCACAAUAAAUUUUUAAAAUAUAUUUAAGAAUAAUGUUAAAAAGCAAAAAAAAAUUAAGGAGAUUAUUUCUUAUAUAAAAAAUAAAUAUAUAUAAUAAAUAUAGGAUCAAAUUUCAUAGUUUAAAAAAAUUUUUAUUUCAAGUAUUCUAGCCACAGACAUGACUUAACAUUAAAAAAUACAUAGAAAAUUCGAAAAAAGGGUUGAAAGCAGUUUGAAAAUAUAAUUAUAAGAAAAUUAAUUAACCGAAUUUGAUAACUUUAAAGCUUUUAAAAAAGAUAAUUUUGAUGAUAGACGAUUUAUAAUAAAUGUAAUUAUACAUGCAUGUGAUAUUGGAAAUCCAUGCUUAUAAUUUAACAAUUAUAUGAAUUGGAGUUAUUUAAUUACACAAGAGUUUCAAGAUUAAAUCGAAAAAGAAAAAUUAAAUAACUUACCCUUAACUACUUUUUUAAUUUACAAAGAUAAAGUUAGCUUUUAUAGAGGAUAAGUAUUCUUUUGCUAAAAUAUUGUUUUUCCUUUAUGGAAAUAAAUCGGAAUACUCUUUCCUGAAUUGUUGCUUUAUUCAAACUAAAUCUAAAAAAAUGUUUAAGAAUUAGAAUAAAGAAUAUAAAAAAUUUAAUGA
Ichthyophthirius multifiliis is the source of this 1343-nucleotide messenger RNA. RefSeq lists its product as hypothetical. Lineage: Eukaryota; Ciliophora; Oligohymenophorea; Hymenostomatida. Gene Ontology annotation, molecular function: 3',5'-cyclic-nucleotide phosphodiesterase activity. The transcript has 6 exons. Gene Ontology annotation, biological process: signal transduction. The record is from RefSeq and is a predicted model, not a curated record.